This is a messenger RNA of Adineta steineri, 1335 nucleotides long. The record is from the annotation of a GenBank genome assembly. Lineage: Eukaryota; Metazoa; Rotifera; Eurotatoria; Adinetida; Adinetidae.
AUGAGCAUGAAUAACAGAGUUAGUUUUAAUGAAUCUGCAGUAGUUAACCCUAAUACAACACGAUCAAGAACACUAUAUGAACAUUUUCGAAGGAGAAAACUAAUCUGGAUAAUAUUUUCCAUUAUUUGUAUUGUUGCAAUUAUAGCUAUUCCAACAACUAUUGUCAUGAUGAAUAAAACGAAAGCAGAGAAAAUGUUAACAACAGCAACAACAUCAGAAAUAAUAGCAACAUCAACAUCAAUAACAACAACAGCGAAAACAGCAGAGAGAACAACAGCGGCGAUAGCAACAGCAACAACAGCACAAAUAACAACAGUAGCCGCAACACACACCACAACAGCAAAGGGAACAACAACAACAACAACAAAGAUAAUAAUAGCAACAACAACAACAAGCGAACAAUCACUUCCUUCUGUUAUUAUUAAUAACAAUACAAAAUGGAAACAGAAUGCAGUUACUAUUGCUGGAGGACAUGGACGAGGUAGUGAAUUAAAUCAAUUAAAUGCUCCUUAUGGUAUUUAUGUUAAUAAUGAUGAUGAUGAUGAUAGUGUUUAUAUUGCUGACACUGAGAACCAUCGUAUUGUCAGAUGGGAAUUUGAUGCAAACAAUGGAGAAAUUGUUGCAGGCGGAAAAGGACCUGGACCUGCAAUAGAUCAAUUGAAUUAUCCAGUGGAUGUAAUUCUUGAUGAAGAAAAGAAAUAUCUCAUUAUUUGUGAUCAUCGCAACAUACGAGUGAUGCAAUGGUCUCUUCAAAAUAGUCAGGAUCAACAAAUAUUGAUACCUCGUAUUGUUUGCUACGGUUUAGCAAUGGAUAAUAAUGGAGAUCUUUAUAUUUCUGAUUGGGGAAAUCAUCAAAUUCUACGUUGGCAGCAGGGAGAUACAAUAGGUACAGUUAUAGCAGGUGGAAAUGGGAAAGGAAAUCAACUUAAUCAAUUUAAUGAACCUAACUAUAUCUUUGUCGAUGAAUAUCAUUCAGUUUAUGUAGCGGAUUCUCUGAAUAAUCGUGUGAUGAAAUGGAUGAAAAAUGCAACCGAAGGCAUUCUUAGUGCUCCAUGGCUAAUUGCUGACAACAAUCUUACGAGACUGUCUCAACCCAGAGGUGUGAUGGUUGAUCAUAUAGGUAAUAUAUAUGUGUCGAAUGGGGAAAGUCAUCAAAUAACGCGUUGGUCGCCAGGUGAAUUAGAAGGUACUUCUAUCGUUGGUGAAAAACAGGGGGGAAGUGGUCUCACGCAGCUCACAUAUCCAUAUGAUUUAUCAUUUGAUAAACAGGGUAAUCUUUAUGUUGUCGAUAGAGGCAACCAUCGAAUACAAAAAUUUGUCAUUGAUCUUAACUAA